Spodoptera littoralis (African cotton leafworm) is the source of this 1636-nucleotide messenger RNA. Lineage: Eukaryota; Metazoa; Arthropoda; Insecta; Lepidoptera; Noctuidae. The record is from the annotation of a GenBank genome assembly.
UGACACUUUAACAUUUGGUAGUUUGACAAUUUAUAGAAGUUUCACGAAAUCGUUGCAAAUUUUUAAUUUUCUUUAGAUACCUACCUUGAUAUAAAAGUUAUAAUUAUUUGUAUUCAAAACAAUUAGUUGGAAAAGCACGUGUUUUAUUUAACUGCGAUGGUUGUAUUCACGUGUGGUCAUUGCGGAGAAUCUGUGCAGAAACCUAAGGUGGAGAAACACUAUAUGACAAUAUGCAGGAAUAGAAAUCCCAACUUGUCCUGCAUGGACUGUUUCAAAGACUUUCUGGGCCAGGAUUAUGAGUCACAUAUAAAGUGCAUCACAGAAGAGGAACGCUACUCUGGAAAAGGUUUUGUUUCUAAAGAAAAAAAAGGUGAGAAGAAGCAAAAUGCGUGGGUUGAAAUGUUACAAUCUGUAUUAGAUGAACAAAAAAGUGCACCGAGAAAUGUACUUAGGAUUAUUGAAGCCAUCAGCAAACAUAAUAACACACCUCGCAAGAAACCCAAGUUCAUCAACUUUGUAAAGAAUGUUUGUGGGCAUAAGACAAACCCUAAGGACAUUGACCAAGCCUGGGACUUAAUAUCUGUCAAAUUGACAGCUUUAUCUAAUGCUAACAAUAAGAAUCAAAACCAAAAGAAGGAUGCAACCGAAGAAGAAAAAUCCAAAAGUUCCACAAUGGAGGAAACUGAUGAGAAACCUGAGGAUAAUGACUUGGAAAAUGAAAAAGCUGAUGAGAAUGAAGAAGAUAAGAAUGGUUUAGUAGAAGAAGAUGGCGAAGCAGUAAAGAAUGAGGAAGAGGAUGCAGGUAACAAAAAGAAGUCUAAAAAGCAAAGGAAAGAAGAGAAGAAGCAUAAGAAAUAUGAAGCUGAACUGCAAAGUGCUGCAGCUCCACCUGAAGAACUAGAAGAAGAAACUGAAACUACAAAAGGCAAAAAGAAAAAGAACAGGACUGAAUCUAUCAAUGGUGAAGAAAAUAUUCAACUAGAAGGUAAAAAUAGCAAAAAUAAAAAACGCAAGAGGCAAGAUACUGUAAAUAGUGUAAAUGGAGCUCAAGAAGUUGCUGAUAAUGGAAUGGAGCAGGUGGAAGCAGUGGUUGCUACAGGAAAGGCACAAAAAAAGAAGAGCAAGACUGCACAGGAAGAAGAAGAGGCAGAAGCAGAAGAAAGUAUCUGUUUGCAUGACCAGAAUGUUGCCAAAAUAGGAGAAUUAGCUGUUAGUGAUAAAUUUAAUUGGCAUGCUGUUAUAAUAUCUGUAUUGCAGAAGAAAGGCAAUGAAUUACCAUUCAAACGUUUGCAAAAGAAAGUUUUAGGAGAGUAUAGUGAGACGACAGGCAGAGAAGUUGAUGACCGGAUCGCUGACAAGUUUAUAAAGAAACUGAAGAGUGCUCCCAAUGUGAGAGUUGUCAAGAACACAGUGCUCCUAAUUGACUGAGAAGUUGUUAUGAAAUAAAUUUGUUUUUAUAAUAGUGCCACACUUUGGAAGGAGGUUUCUGUUGAAUGACAAUUUAUUAUUGUUACAUUAUUGCUACAAUAUUGACUGGUUUGACAUUGCAUAAUAUUGCAGAUAUUUAUAUGACGUUGUAGAAUUGAAAGCUGUUUCAUGUUAAAAAUACAUAAUACUUAUUGGCCAUAGAGCAACA